UCGAACUUCAGUCAACCACAACACUCGAUCACAGGUUUUCGAUCUGACUUAAAAUCAAGUGUUUCAUAAGCUCUUCAACUUACUUACACAGCAUCCAAAAUGAAGUUCCUCUUUGUAGUCGCCCUUUUUGCCUUGGCCAUUCAGUUGGCUUAUUCUGCAAGUGGUACUACCACAACUACUACUGUUGCCACCACUACAACAACCUCAGCGGCUACAACAACCACAGCGGCAACAACAGCCACUACGACCGCCUCAUCCACCCACAAGAAGCGUUGUUGGAAGGGCAACAACUGGUGCCACACUCGCAUCCCCAAGAAGAAGUGCAAGCACCCAAAAAGGUGCCACAAGACCGUCGUGAUAGUCACACGCAGAAAGAACUAAUCUUCAUUUCAUAAUUUAAAUUGAAAAAUAAAUACAUACAAAAUA
Messenger RNA from Drosophila elegans, 426 nucleotides. Its product is annotated as protein new-glue 1-like. Lineage: Eukaryota; Metazoa; Arthropoda; Insecta; Diptera; Drosophilidae. The record is from RefSeq and is a predicted model, not a curated record. The transcript has a single exon. The coding region runs from base 100 to 381 and encodes 93 amino acids.